UGUUGAUUACUCGGUGCCGAUUAGUCGCCAGCAAUCUUGUUUUCUUUCCCCCAUUUGUGAUUCUUUGAAGAGGCCGAAAUCGAACGUCUCUCAGUCUGCAAUAGGAGCCUUUCGUGGGCUUAUCCUCUUAGUGUGAUGACAGAAAAGAGGGGACCAACAUACUUGUCAUUAAUACGAACUUCCUGUCCGUCAGGGACUGUGCAACCCUUCUUCCCCAUUUCUGUAUUUUAGCCAAUUGAAGUGGGAAAAUUUAGCAGGAGCUUUUGGGUUUUGAUUAAUUCUAUUGAAUUCAGUCUUCUUCUGGUUUUCCUGCUAACGAAACAAUUCUUGAAACGAGAAUCUUAACUCUGAUACACUGAAAGCUUGAAAGCUCUGAAAGUUGGAGAGCCCUUUGAUUGCUUCUGAUGGGCAUCUGCUUGAGUACCAAACCUGUAGUAGAAAUCGAUGAUGAUGCAGGGGUGAAGAAUUGUAAAGCUGAUAGUGAUAGCAGUAAUGGAAUGGACAAUGGUAGUGCAAGUAGCAAAAUCUCAUUGGCUUCAGUACUGCCUGCCCCUCGGAGUGAGGUCGAAAUCUGGCAAUCCUCCCAUUUGAAGAGCUUCUCUUUUGCAGAGCUCAAAGAGGCAACAAGGAAUUUCUGUCCUGUUAAUGUUCUGGGAGAACCUGCUUCUGGUUCAGUUUUCAAGGGCUGGAUUGAUGAGCAUUCUUUAACUGCUACCAAGCCCGGAACGGGAUUGGCUAUUGCAGUCAAAAGGCUUAACCAAGAUAGUUUUCGAGGCGACGGAGAGUGGUUGGCUGAAGUGAAUUUUCUUGGCCAACUUGUUCAUUCUCACCUUGUGAAGUUGGUUGGCUACUGCAUGGAGGACGAACAACAACUAGUUGUUUAUGAAUUCAUGCCUCGAGGAAGUUUGGACAACCAUCUGUUCCUUCGCGGGUCCUAUUUUCAACCGCUUUCUUGGGGCCUCCGCUUGAAGGUUGCACUUGGUGCUGCAAAAGGCCUCGCCUUUCUCCACAGUGAUGAAAGAAAAGUGAUCUACCGUGACUUAAGGACUUCAAAUAUUUUGCUUGAUUCUGACUACAAUGCCAAACUCUAUGAUCUUGGAUUUUCCAAAGGCACAGGAGCAACAGGCCGUAAAAGCAAUGUCUCUUCCAGGAUUUCGGGCACCUCAUAUGCAGCUCCGGAGUAUCUUGCUGCAGGUCAGGCAACCAGUUCGAGUGAUGUUUAUAGUUUUGGAGUCAUUCUAUUGGAAAUGUUGUCUGGAAGGAGAGCAAUGUACAAGAAUCGAACAUUUAGAGAACAUAAUCUCAUCGAAUGGGCGAAACCCUACCUUGCAAAGAAACGUAAGACUGCUCGAAUAAUCGAUGACCGACUCGAAGGCCAAUAUUCAUUGGAUGCAGCCUAUAAGUUAUCUAGUCUGAUAUUGCAAUGCCUGUCCGUUGAGCCCAAGUCUAGACCGAGCAUGAAUGAGGUUGUAAAAGAAUUAGAACAGCUACAAGACUCCAUAUCCACUACGAUCAAUACAACACAAAACCGCAUGGCUCGUAGGCAUAGUGCUGAUGAUGCCGAUACCCUUCCUAGUGCUCAUGCCCAACCUUCGACUCCUGUUUCCCCUGUUUAUUAGCAGAUGCAGGUGAUUGUUUACAACAGAUCUUAGGAAAAUGGCAGAAACAUAUUAUGGUUGAAUGAUUAUACUUCUUUUGCUAUUACCAUCUCUUCAUCUCAGCAAUACUUGGUCAGUUUGUAUAUAGAAAGAAUGGUUCAUUUUAAAUUUUUUUGUUUGAUUAUCUAAGAUACGAUACUCGAGAAGAAUCUGAUUAUAUGUCUAAGUUUAAACUCAGUUUACCUUUUGGCUUGAAGUUAUGCAAUUGCGAGCCUCAUGUUGCUUCUGAAAUGGAAGAGCAUUCUCUUUCAUGUAUUUCUUUGUUGUGUUAUGUUGGUGCCAUUUGAAAUAAAAGAACGAAAUUGUGAGCUA
Messenger RNA from Cucurbita pepo subsp. pepo (vegetable marrow), 1970 nucleotides. RefSeq names its product receptor-like cytoplasmic kinase 176. Gene Ontology annotation, biological process: protein phosphorylation. Gene Ontology annotation, molecular function: protein kinase activity; ATP binding. The record is from RefSeq and is a predicted model, not a curated record. Lineage: Eukaryota; Viridiplantae; Streptophyta; Magnoliopsida; Cucurbitales; Cucurbitaceae.